CAGGUUUCCGGUGUUAUGGCGACCACCGCCAACAUCAUCUUCGCUUCGGUCUGGAGGAUAGCAGGCUGUGCGUUCAGGGUGCUGUGAAGAGCGGCGGCUAUCUCACAUGUCUGUGUAAUUCUGACUAUGCUGCUCUUGGUAGCACUGGGCACCGUUUUUUCUUUCACUGUGGUCACCACUGAGAAGGCUGAGAACACCAACCACAAACCACCAGCACCGCUGCUCAACUACAGCAGGAUCUCCCUGCCGCCAGAGCACGUACCCUACUUCCUCUUCAACAACAAGAGGGUGGCCAAGCAAUGCCGCCUGGACCCACUCUGCCCCUUUAAAGAUGUGCUGCAGGAUCUGUCUGCCUGUUGGGGUUAUGAGAAGAACUGUGAUCCAGGGAAGCGCUUUAGUUAUCCAGUCUGUACCAAAGCAGACUCUGGAUGGGCCCGUUCACUGGAGGCAGCCCAGGAGCUUUUCUGGAAGCAGGCUGAUUUUGGCUACGUCAAAGAACGCCUCUCUGAGCUCAACACACUCUGCAAGGCCAGCAAGCCAGGGGACUCAUCAUUAAGAUGUAGCAGCCACACACGAUUCUGUAAGGCAACUAAUCUUUACCUGGACUUGCGUAAGCCGCGCAGAAGUCAUGAGAGAUACAAGGAGGACUUCAUUCAGAGUGGUGAGAUUGGUGGUCGGUGCAGACUGAACAAGCGAGCGCUCACUGCUGAGGGAGAGCACAAGAGCCCCUUACAAUCUUGGUAUGCUGAGCUGCAGACAUACACUGAGCUGGACUUUCAUCCCAUUGAGGACGCACACUGUGACAUCAUCAUUGAAAAACCCACUGUUUUCAUGAAACUGGAUGCUGGAGUGAACAUGUACCACCAUUUCUGUGACUUUGUCAACCUCUACAUCUCCCAGCACAUUAACAACUCCUUCAGCUCAGAUAUUAACAUCAUCAUGUGGGACACGAGUUUUUAUGGUUAUGGAGAUCUGUUCAGUGAAACAUGGAGGGUUUUCUCAGACUACGACAUCAUACACCUGAAGACCUAUGACUCAAAAAGAGUGUGUUUUAAAGAUGCCUUCUUCUCCCUCCUCCCGAGAAUGAGAUAUGGCCUCUUUUAUAACACACCUCUCAUCUCAGACUGCUACAGUGAAGGGAUGUUUAGAGCGUUCUCCCAGCAUGUCCUUCAUCGACUGAAUAUCCCACAAAAUGGGCCAAAGGUAGGAACAUAGUCUUUUAGUUAACAC
Micropterus dolomieu (smallmouth bass) is the source of this 1230-nucleotide messenger RNA. RefSeq names its product EGF domain-specific O-linked N-acetylglucosamine (GlcNAc) transferase (gene eogt). The coding region runs from base 127 to 1215 and encodes 362 amino acids. The record is from RefSeq and is a predicted model, not a curated record. NCBI's taxonomy places the organism in Eukaryota, Metazoa, Chordata, Actinopteri, Centrarchiformes, Centrarchidae. The transcript is spliced from 11 exons.